Messenger RNA from Ochlerotatus camptorhynchus, 3586 nucleotides. RefSeq lists its product as uncharacterized. The coding region runs from base 367 to 1326 and encodes 319 amino acids. The transcript has a single exon. The record is from RefSeq and is a predicted model, not a curated record. NCBI's taxonomy places the organism in Eukaryota, Metazoa, Arthropoda, Insecta, Diptera, Culicidae.
ACUACCAUAACCAUAACCAUUAAUGUUCUCAAACCAUAAGUAAAAACGUUCUAAUAUAGUUCUCUUUCCGAAAAUGUAUGGAGAAAACAAGAAUUUGGAAUGGUAAUGGUUCUUAACAACCCAUUAUUUGUAAGGUCCGCUUCCAAAAAACCAUAAUACAUAAGGUUAAAACUUUAUCACACAAACGUUCAUGUAAAGUUCCAUAACCAUUUCAGUUGAAGUUUAGCAGGGAUUAUAAACAAUUUAUAACCAUUAUCGGUAAGGUCAUGUGAUGGUUCGCGUUUAUGCGGGAAGCCCUGUGCGUGAAAGACGUGUUUCUUUUAUCCAUCUCGUUAUCAGGUUACAAGCUAAUGAGUUUUUUAUCAUAUGGGUGCUAAACGGGAGAACACCUUGGUAGUAGGCUUUAGUGUGCUGCCGAAGCCACCAGAUGCAUCUGCCGUACAGAAAUUCAUGUACGGUGAGUUGAAACUGGACAUAGCGGACGCCUUAAACAUCCAGUUUCACAAUGUUAGAAACUGUGUCUACGUCGAGAUGGUAGAUGCAGCAACAACCAAGCGCUACUUUGCAUCACACCAUCUAAAACACACUAUGCAGUGUGAGAAAAAAGCUUACAAAAUUCCCGUGUUCGUGGAAGACGAAGCCGUUAACGUGAGAAUCCAUGAUCUCCCUCCGAAAACACCUAGCACGGUGAUUAUAGAAAGUAUGCGACCAUACGGUACUAUUCUUUCCAUCAGCAGAGAAAUGUGGAAGAAUUAUUUUCCCGGCAUCCACAAUGGAGUACGUGUAGUACGGAUGAAGAUCAAACAACUCAUCCCUUCCUAUCUGAUGAUCGACGGUGAGAUAACUUUGAUUACAUAUCGCAAUCAAGCAAAAACCUGCAGGUUCUGUGGACAAAGGGCUCAUCCCCGACAAAAGUGCAAUAGCUCUACAUCACACAUUACUAUCAAUGACCGCAAUGACCCUACAGACGCAGAAAAGGUCACAAACGAUGAAAACAGCGAACAAACAUUACUGGAUACCAAUCAAACCCAAUUUACAAUAGGCGAAACCAGCAAAAACACCCAGCACCAACACUCCGAUGGAAACAAUAGCGCACAAGAAUCGACGGAUAGUGAAUCGGAUGAAUUUCUAACCGUCACCAACAAACGAAGGCUGUCAACGAAACAAAAACACAACAAUGCGAAACGAUAUUUUACGAACCAGGGUUGCCAGAAUAAUGAAUCAGCAGGAAAUGAAAAUUCGAUGGAAGAUAAAGAAGACGAAUUGUCAGUUCCGGACUCACCAGUCAAGACGAGGAGCAAAAAUAAGCAGCUAGGAAGAAAGUGAAAAAAAUUAAUUUGAAUUGACUGUAUUUUCAUAUAUUAUUUUUCAGAGACGAACCAGCCUACGGCUGAAAGUCUCUUUAAUAAAGAAAUAAUAAUAAAAAAAAGUUUACAAAGCAACUUUGUGCAUGCAGCGCACAACACUCGACAAAGAGUGUGCGGUUCUCCCAUUUGCUUCGCACACUUUUCCCAACUUAUCUUUGAGAUAGCAAUCUACACAAUGAGCGAUACCCGGCAAAUCAAUUCGUAGGAAUUUCUUAAGGAUUUGGUAAUGAAAUCAUCAUAAUGCAUAGCUUAGUUCAUAAUGACGCAUUAAAAAUUUUGAAAAUUGAAACAUACACUUUUAAUUACACACAUUAUCUAUUUUGACACCAAGCGAAUGAAUAACGAAAUGCAUAAUUUCAAAAUUUAUACAUCAGUGAUGAGUGAGAGAUACCAAAAACCCAUAUGAACAGAUUCCAUUACUGAAUAAUAAUCAUGCAUAGGAUCCACAGUAGGAUUCUCAAUUACAUGAAAAGACGGCAAUUCGUUAAAUGCUGUCUGAAAAGAUCCCGGUUAAACAAUGUUUUGCAAUAAGAAUGUCUUGCUCGUAGUUCUGCCUGUUUCUUGCAUACUCAUUGUGCUCUUCAACAUCAGUUUGCAAUUGCAAUUUAUGUCGUCGGUAGCAGUGCUGUAAAUUCUCAAAAUCAUUUGAACAUUUUUAUGAAAAUGAGAAAAGUAGCGUUUUAAUAUGCGAUUCCGUGAAUAUUUAUAGGAGUUCGUGAACCGAAUUGUAAGUUUAUAACCUUGUCAUCAUGUAUCAUCAUUGAAAUUAAAAUUAAACCCCAUCAAAAAAUGUUAAUGAUUUUCUCAAAAUGUCAUGUCGUACGUGCUCUAAAAAAUGCUACGGGGCAAGAGGGCCACUCUUAUGGGGCAAAAAGACCAUACACUGAAGUCUUUUUUUUUACACGGUUUUCCACGAUUUACACGGUACGUUUUUAACGAUUUCUCGACAACGAUACAACCUAUCGACUUGAUUCCAAUCACAUUAUCCGUUUCAAGCUAUAGGUAAUCGAAUGGCAUACUUAAAAAAAAAAAUCACAAUUAUUGGUGUAAAUACAGAAAUUUUUAAAAUAUGUCUAUAUGGGCCAUAUCAUGCUUUAAUUACAAAUGGCAUCAAAAUCCGAUUUUUUAAAAACAUUUAAGCAUGCGAAAAAUCAAAAUCUCGUAGGUUUUUUUUACACGGUUUUUUUUUUACACGGUACAUAUCCCCCGUGUAAAAAAAGACCUGAGUGUAUGUCUAAAAUGAAGUGAAACUGAUAAAUGUUCAUUUCUAAACAACAAAUUACUAUUCUUAGGUAUGACAGCAACUGCUUUUAUUGUUUAUUCCACUAAAAUAUUGAUUUAACGAUAUUUGUUUUUAUCCAAAACAUAUAAACCAUUUGCGUCAAAGAAUUCAAAUGAAAACUAUUUUUGAUACUAUUUCAUACAGUUUUUUUUUUCCAAAAUUUCACGAAGACAAUGUAUAUUGGAAACAUAAAUGCCCAAUUGUGAAAAAUGCUUCGCUCAAGGCUUGACGGGGUGUAACUGAUGGCCGCGAACGGUUCCUAGGGAAAGCACUAGACGCGAACAUCCUCCCAGGCAUGGCAGUACAAAACAUUUGUGUUCGGAACUACGUAACCCAUGGAUUGGAUAAUAUCCGUUAAUUAAAAUAUACGUAAAAAAUCUUGGAAAUAUCAGGGAUUUUUGUAAAUUAGACAAGUAAAAGCUUAUGAUCUCGUGAAUGUUUUACUAACUAUAAAAAUCAAUAAGUUGUUACUUUUCUACCUACGUAAACUUUCUUUAGGAUAAAUGAAAAACGUUUGUCUUAGAUUGUUAAUAUGCUUCUCCGUUUUUUUUAAAUAUCAAUAUGAUUUUGUUCUGCAUUGAGUCCAAUCAGUGGCAAUCAUCCACGGCCCAUACAAAUUAAUUUUUGUUUUGUUUGGACAAUUGUCUACGCAGGGGAAGGGGGGUCAAGAAUCCCAAAAAAAUGUCUACGUAGUUAAUGAACAGCCCCUUAUAAAUCCAAAAACAAUGUCUAACCCUGAUUUGCAUCUUGACAUACAUAUAAUAAGGGACUCCGAAUUUAAGAAAAUGUUUUCCACGCGUAGAGUUUAUGAUUACAUGAAUAUAUGAUAAGAAACGGUAGAAACCUACCUUAAAUAAGAAAAGUAGCUAUUAAAAAAUCGUGAACAAUAAAUCCACGGGGUAACGUAAUUUUUAAAGGAGGAGUCUUGCAAAGCGCU